GUGAUGCCACACGCACACACACAGUCGUCGCACGAGAGUUCAGUCCGACUAUGUUAAACGCGUUUCCUCCGCGUAAACAUUCAUUGGCAAGAAUUUGUUUUUUGUUUUUCUCUUGUUUUGCAUUCAUCACUCACUCGGUUUGUAAAUAGCUGUGCCCCUGGAGACAGCUACACAGCGCUCAUUCUGCGCUUGGCUUUUCCCCCGGACCCCUGCUACCCUGUUCACUUUAACCAGCUUCACGCGGUGUGCAGUUCUUGUAGAGCGAGCGCAGAGCACAUCCCAGUCAGUCUUCACUUCUCCUCUCUCCCGUUCACUCCGGGAUGGAGCUGUCCUCCUAGCACAGCAGAAGUGUACUUCAGCAGUUGGCAACUUGGUUUCACGUUAAGGAGAAGCUGAAGCAAGCGUCAGUUCUUCUUCUGACAAGAUUUCUUUCAGCUCCGAGCAUUAACUUCGCUGUCGCAAAUCUGCAAAAUGACAGCAACCGGACUACAUCCACGCUUUGUGCUCCUGCUUUGCUUCAUCUCCACCGCGGCGUGCAAUACGUUUGCAUUCACCGAGGAGCCUUCUGACAGAGGCGGGAAGGCGGACGGGUAUUGUAGUCGGGUAUUACGGGCUCAGAGCAAUAGGAAAGAGGGCAACAGCGAGUUUCGGCUCCGGGUAGAAGGAGACCCUGAGAGCUAUCAGCCAGGGAGCACAUACAGAGUGACUGUGACUGCAGCCAGCCCCUCCUACUUCAGAGGGUUCACCCUUAUUGCCCUAAAGGAUGGUGCAGAAGGUGACAAGGACGAGGACUAUGCUGGGAAUUUUCAGAUAAUUGAUGAAGAGGAAACACAGUUUAUGACCAACUGCCCCCCUGCAGUGACAGAGAGCACUCCUCGCAGAAGGACCAGUAUCCAGGUGUUUUGGACUGCACCCCCUAGUGGCUCCGGUUGUGUUUUUCUCAAGGCUAGCAUUGUGCAGAAAAGGAUAAUCUAUUUCCAGGAUGAAGGCUUACUCACCAAGAAACUGUGUGAGAGAGAAUCCCUGUAUGGAGAUACUACUGAUAAACCAUUGCUUGACUGUUGUGCCUGUGGAACGGCAAAGUACAGAGUCACCUUCUAUGGAAACUGGUCAGAGAAGAUUCACCCCAAAGACUAUCCCCGUCGUGCCAAUCAUUGGUCAGCAAUAAUUGGUUCCUCCCACUCUAAGAACUAUGUCCUGUGGGAAUAUGGGGGCUUUGCCAGUGAAGGUGUCAAACAAGUGGCUGAGCUGGGUUCACCAGUUAAAAUGGAGGAGGAGAUCAGACAGAAGGGUGAUGAAGUCCUGACAGUCAUCAAAAUGAAAGCACAGUGGCCAGCCUGGCAGCCGCUUAACGUGCGGGCUGCCCCCUCAGCAGAAUUUUCAGUAGACCGGACACGUCACCUCAUGUCCUUCCUGACGAUGUUGGGGCCCAGUCCAGACUGGAAUGUAGGUCUGUCUGCUGAGGACUUGUGUACAAAGGAGUGUGGUUGGGUCCAAAAGGUGGUCCAGGACCUUAUCCCCUGGGAUGCAGGCACUGAUAGUGGGGUGUCAUAUGAGUCUCCCAACAAGCCUACCGUGCCCCAGGAUAAAAUCCGUCCCUUAACCAGUCUGGAUCAUCCACAAAGCCCUUUUUAUGAUCCUGAGGGGGGUGCUAUUACCCCUGUGGCGAGGGUGAUGGUCGAACGCAUUGCCAGAAAGGGUGAACAGUGCAACAUUGUCCCAGACAAUGUGGAUGACAUUGUAGCAGAUAUUGCCCAGGAGGAGAAAGAGGAAGAUGAUACUCCUGAGACAUGUAUCUACUCAAACUGGUCUCCAUGGUCUGCCUGCAGCUCGGCCACUUGUGAAAAGGGCAAACGGAUGAGGCAGAGGAUGCUGAAGGCACAGUUGGACCUCAGUGUUCCCUGCCCACACACUCAGGAUUUUGAGCCUUGCAUGGGGCCUGGAUGUAGUGAUGAGGAUGCUUCCACUUGUAUGAUGUCAGAGUGGAUAACCUGGUCUCCAUGCAGUGUGUCCUGCGGUGCAGGGACACGUUCCAGGGAGCGUUAUGUUAAACAGUUCCCCGAUGAUGGCUCAAUCUGCACUCUGCCCACAGAGGAGACUGAAAACUGUGUGGUAAAUGAGGAAUGCUCUCCCAGUAGUUGCCUAGUUACAGAAUGGGGUGAAUGGGAUGUCUGCAGUGCCACUUGUGGUCUUGGCAUGAAAAGGAGAGAGCGAAUGGUGAAGAUGCCGCCUGCAGAUGGCUCCAUUUGUGGGGCAGAGGUUCUAGAAGUGGAGAAGUGUAUGAUGCCAGAAUGUCAUACAAUUCCCUGCUUACUGACUCCGUGGUCUGACUGGAGUGAUUGCAGUGUAACUUGUGGGAAGGGUUUGAGGACACGGCAGCGUAUGCUCAAGUCGCCUGUGGAACUGGGAGAGUGUACAGAAGAAUUAGAACAGGUUGAGAAGUGCAUGCUACCAGAGUGUCCCAUAGACUGUGUCGUGUCAGAGUGGAGCGAGUGGUCAGAGUGUAAUAAGUCGUGUGGGAAAGGUCAUACAAUCCGAACACGCAUUGUGAUGCUUGAGCCUCAAUUUGGCGGAGAUCCUUGUCCUGAAGGGGUCCAGCGGAAAAAGUGCAAGAUCAGGAAGUGCAACCGAGGACAAGGCAACAGUGAUGAGAAGAAACGUCGCAAGGAACAGCGUGACAAGAGGAGGAGCAAACAGGGCAGAGCUGAAGGCAACUCCGAGCAUCCAGGGUGUAGAAUGAGACCAUGGUCAAGUUGGACAGAAUGUACAAAGAUUUGCGGCGGAGGAAUUCAAGAACGCCUCAUGACAGUAAAGCAGAAGUUUAAGACUGCCCAGCUGUCCAGCUGCAAGGACAGGAAGGAGAUCAGAGCUUGUAAUGUUCACCCAUGCUAGGAAGGAGUAGGGGAACAGAGGGUGGUGCGGAUGGGAGGAUGGGUGGACUGGGAAGAGUACAGGGCACACUGUUGCACAAUGAUCCAAUGCACUCUGUUUAGGGCUGAAACGACACAUUCUUGAAUCUGUAUUGGUUAAAUCCAGACUUCAGGUCAGCUGUCGUUAAGAGAAGAAAAAAAGUCAAACAUUUCUCUGUAAGUCUGGAUUUAAACUUUAAAGCUGAUUCUUUUGUGCUUUCAAACUAGCUCUGACAUGACUCUUUUGCAACAUUACUGUAAACUUGUUGUGGUAAAUUAUAUCUUGAAAAAUAUAAUUAUGAACUAUAAAUUGUUUUCAUAAAAAGAAGAACUGUUAUAUCUUGUGGUAUCCUUAAGUAGUACAGUAUAUUCCAGACUUUAAAGCACAGGUGCCCAGCCAUUCCAGUGUUUUAUAUGCCUUCAGUUGUUCAGUUGUUUCUAGGGAACAAAAAGCCCAGUUGACUUUAUACCCGGCUAUGUCGUUGUACAUGUAGAUGCACCACAGCUGACAUCUAUAUGGUUUGGAGCAUUAUUAGAAAAUUUAUUAUUUUUUUGCAGUGGAAUUUUUUGAUAAGAAUGUGUCCCAAGAUUCUUACCAAAGUCUUGUGUAGAUGUUUUCUAGAUGUAUUUCCCUCAUUUUGUUUAUCUCUGUUCCUCUAACAUAUUAAUAUUUUGGAAUAAUAUCACCUUUACAAUAAAAGUAAAUGUGACAGCUUG
Molecule: messenger RNA, 3626 nt
Organism: Oreochromis niloticus (Nile tilapia)
Lineage: Eukaryota; Metazoa; Chordata; Actinopteri; Cichliformes; Cichlidae
Gene: spon1a
Product: spondin 1a
Exons: 16
Coding region: 472-2892 (806 amino acids)
Biological process (GO): cell adhesion
Cellular component (GO): extracellular matrix
Source: RefSeq, a predicted model, not a curated record